This is a messenger RNA of Carlito syrichta (Philippine tarsier), 1453 nucleotides long. RefSeq names its product LIM zinc finger domain containing 2 (gene LIMS2). Gene Ontology annotation, cellular component: cytoplasm; cell-cell junction; focal adhesion. Gene Ontology annotation, biological process: positive regulation of integrin-mediated signaling pathway; cell-cell adhesion; positive regulation of substrate adhesion-dependent cell spreading. Lineage: Eukaryota; Metazoa; Chordata; Mammalia; Primates; Tarsiidae. The record is from RefSeq and is a predicted model, not a curated record. The transcript has 6 exons. The coding region runs from base 104 to 673 and encodes 189 amino acids.
CCGCAGGCACCUCUGCCGGCCUUGCCACCACCGCGAGAAGGCCAAGGACCUGGGCAAGUACAUCUGCCAGCGGUGCCACCUGGUCAUUGACGAGCCGCCUCUCAUGUUCAGGAGCGACGCCUACCACCCGGACCACUUCAGCUGCACCCACUGUGGGAAGGAGCUGACCGCCGAGGCUCGCGAGCUGAAGGGUGAGCUCUACUGCCUGCCCUGCCAUGACAAGAUGGGCGUCCCCAUCUGCGGGGCCUGCCGCCGGCCCAUUGAGGGCCGCGUGGUCAACGCGCUGGGCAAGCAAUGGCACGUGGAGCACUUUGUCUGCGCCAAGUGUGAGAAGCCAUUCCUGGGGCAUCGGCACUACGAGAAGAAGGGCCUAGCCUAUUGUGAGACCCACUACAACCAGCUUUUUGGGGACGUCUGCUACAACUGCAGUCACGUGAUCGAGGGCGAUGUGGUGUCGGCCCUCAACAAGGCCUGGUGUGUGAGCUGCUUCUCCUGCUCCACCUGCAACAGCAAGCUCACCUUGAAGAACAAAUUUGUGGAGUUCGAUAUGAAGCCCGUGUGUAAGAAAUGCUACGAGAAGUUCCCGCUGGAGCUCAAGAAGCGGCUGAAGAAGCUGUCGGAGCUGACCUCCCGCAAGGCCCAGCCCAAGGCUGUGGACCUCAACUCCGCCUGAGAGCCUCACCCGCCCGCGUGGCAGCCGCUUUCUUCCCGUUCUGGACCUCCUCCCUGCCGACCGCUGCUGCCGCUCUCCUUCCCUCUCCCCUCCUACUCUGGUGCCUCGUCUCUGUCUUCCCUGUGGCUGCUCUUUUCCUUCUGUGCAGAGGCGGGGGUCCCAGGUAGGGGGGCCUGUGAUGGGCCUGGGUCCAGCCAGCAGCCGUGUCCGCCUGUACCCAGGACCCGAGGGACGGGAGCAAACUGGGGCCUGGAGUUGCGGCAGCUCCCAGCCUGGCCUGUCCUGCCUGGUCCCUCCUUGCAGAAGGCCAGAUGUCACAUACUGUCCCGUGGGAGCCUCCACCCCAGCACGGCCCCACUGUGGGCACUUGGGGUACCGACGCCCAGGGUAACCCGGCUGAGCCCCAGGGCUAGGGCAUCCGGCAGAGUCCCCUGGGGCGUCACCUCAAUCCCUCACCACUCACUCAACCAAGUCGUGGCCCUGUGCCCCGACUGAGCAGUAAGCCUUGCCACGUCCACCCGUGAGCCACCUGGAGGGACAAGACCCCGCUUCCAUGCCUGAGGAGGCCUUCCUGAAAUCUUGUCUUGGCUGUCCUCCUUGAACAGAGGCUGCUGUGGUUCCCCUCCUUCACCCCGGGGACUUUGUUGGACCUUUGGUGUGGCCUCAGGGGGUAGUGGGGUCGGGGUGGCACAUUCCCACCUCCAGGGCGAACACUUCCUCUGCAGUCAGCACAGACCUGGUCUGGUUUCACGCUUGCUCAACGAAGGCUUGUUCACAUGA